Ectocarpus sp. CCAP 1310/34 is the source of this 1514-nucleotide messenger RNA. The record is from the annotation of a GenBank genome assembly. Lineage: Eukaryota; Phaeophyceae; Ectocarpales; Ectocarpaceae.
AUGUGCGGGAGAUUGCCGGAGAACGCAACGGUCCGCACGUUCCUGGUUCUUACCACCUACCCAUCUAACCAGCUAACCAGCCUCCCUGCUGCACUGCACGGCUGCACCGCAUUCAGCGUCUACGCUUCACCCUCUGACACGCAACUGCUGCGGAUACCCCCGGAGAUUAAGCGACACAAAAACGUGCACAUAUGCAUAUGCCUUGAUGCAACCAUCAAGGUGCUGUACAAGAAGGGUGACCGGUCCAACUGUAACAACUACAGGGGGAUUUCGCUACUAUCUCACGUAGGCAAGGUCCCCAUCAAGAUCAUCACCAACCGUCUAAGCGCCUUCUGCGAAGCCAACAACAUCCUCCCGGAGGAACAGUGCGGAUUUCGACCCGGGCGAUCCACCGUCGACAUGCUGUUCGUCGUGCGCCGCCUCCAGGAGCUGGGGCGGAGAAAGAAAAUACCGCUCUACAUGUGCUUCGUCGACUUGAACAAGGCGUAUGACUCGGUGGACCGAGGGAUGCUAUGGAAGGUGCUGGCCAGGGCCGGGAUUCCCGCGAAGCUGAUCGAAGUCAUCCGCCAAUUCCACGAUGGAAUGCGGGCCCGGGUGCGCAUGGACGACGGAGAACUAUCGGACUGGUUCUUGGUGACACCGGGCGUGCGACAGGGAUGUGUGCUAUCCCCACUGCUGUUCAACAUCUUCUUCGCCGAGGUCCUCGAGGUCGUUGUCAUCCGAUUCAGCGAGGAUGAUGUUGUUCUGCGGAGCCUGGUGUGCUUGGAGGAGGGGAAGACGGAAGCGGGGGGGGGGGAGGAGACACCCCUUGACCGAGUACGGAGGGCAGUAUGGGGGAUGUUGUAUGCCGAUGAUGCCGGCGUCGUAUCGAGGUCUGCAGAAGGACUGGCGAGAAUGAUGACCAUCAUUGUUGAGGUGUUCGGGGAGUUCGGGCUAACGGUGUCGGAGAAGAAGACGGAGACGCUCCUGAUGCGCGCAAAGGACAAGCCGACUACAACAUCACAGCCCGCCCCGCCUCCACCACUGACCAUCGAAGCCGCGGGACAGAAAUACGCCCAGACGACCGAGUUCCGGUACCUCGGUGGCCUCGUCAACGAACAUGGCGACCUCACCCGGGAGAUCAACUACAGGAGCAGAGGAGCGUGGGCGUGCCUCAGGCGAUAUGGCCGAGAGCUCUUCGACAGACCGCAAGCGCCAUUCCGACUCAAGAUCCGCCUGCUCCGGGCGGAGGCGAUGGAGGCACUGCUGUACGGCUGCAUGACAUGGUCACCACUCAGCGGCCACUAUCAGACGCUGCGGUCGAUACACCACCGACUGCUCCUUCGAGUUAUCGGGUACAAGCGCAAGAAAGACACCUACCGGCAGCUCUCUUACGCCCAGAUGCUGAAGAGGGUCGAAUGCCAGAGAGUUGAAGCCACGAUCCGACAACAACGCCUACUGUUCGCGGGAGCAUUGGAAAGACAGUCGGACGGGCGACUCCCGAAACGACUGAUGUUCGGCGAACUGGCAGGGGG